AUAUGGCGGUCCAUGCAAAGUAAAACACAAUCUCGAUGAUUUAUUUUUGGAAACAGCAACUCUGCAAGAGAAGUUUGACGUUUUCAUGUAUGUGGUGAAGCUGAAAAAGUGCAGCCGAAGACGCUGUGAAGUAUUUAAUUCUGCAUGAACCAUAUCAACGCCGAGACUUAUUUAUAUAUUUUACAGUUGAUCAGUGAUUUCGUCUCCUGCCCAAGUUGUCAGAAAUGUGUAAUUAACUUUGUCCCAAAACUGAUACAUUCAUCAGAUUGGAGCUGGAUGGACAAAAGUGUUAAUAUCAGUAAAGGAAGGUCCGAACUGUGAGAAAGCUUCAUUAACAACCAUGUAGUUUCCAUUGAAACGUGUCGAAGUUGAACCAGCUGAAGAUGUUCAAAAACGAAUUUCAGGGUGGGCCUUUCUUUGAAGUGUUUUCAGCUCAAGGGAAGGACCCAGUGGCAAACUGGAAGUUGUCUGGUGGAUCAGGUAUACGUAAGGUUUAUGAUAAAGAAGUCAAAAGCUACAUUUACUCACUGGAGGGGUCAGGGGCAACCACCAAGAUGCACAUACCCAAGGACUCCAAACAGUCACUCACUUUAGUCCAGAGAUUUCUCGUUUUCCAAGUCUGGGUACCAAAGGGAGGCGACUUCUCAAUCGAGGUGGGGAUCACCGACUUAAGCAACAGUAAAAGGAGACUCCAUCUCUCCACCAGCAGCAAGGAAGCCAAUCCUAACCCUCUGCACUCUAAGAUACCACUGUCUGUGAUAAAGCGAGGGAUUUGGACCAACUUGUGCCUGGACAUGGUGUCUCUGGUAGGGGAGACAUGGAGAGGACAGACUUAUAAAGCUAUUGAGAGUAUUACCCUGAGUGCCAACUGUCGUGUGAGGAGGAUAUUCACGAUGAAAGUGCAGCCUGCGGACAACACUGAUGAUGAAGAAUUGUAUGGUCUUUCUGGCACUAACAGCUGUGAGAUAGAUGUCAUACCCAAACAGUGUCAACUAGCAGGUGAUGUCAGUCAUGUCACUCAGGUGCUUUCCCUGACAAAGAUACGCCAAGCAGAAUUUGUGAUGAGAGGAGGCGAGGGUCCUAGAUCACGGACAACAUCUGCCACCUCUGACAUUGAUCUGAAUGCCAGUGGAAGGAAGUCAGCUGGGGACUCAUUCCACAUCGCCUUUGGCUCCAAGGUGACAGCUCCUGCCCCAGGCUCUGCUGGGAGGAAAGGAACAGCAGGAAAAGAGGGUGGCGCCACCAGCAGAACCAGUCGGUCCUCCCACUCGCGGUCCAAGCAGCAGACCGGAGAGGCCGGUGACCAGGGGGCCACAAAGAGGGUAGACAAGCUAGUCAUUCAUCAACAGGCUGGCGGGUCUAAUCACAGUCGUAAUCCGUCCGACCCAGGCACCCAUAUACAGGACCCGGAUACUUCUGUGGAUAAAGGUAAUUUAGGUGGCAGUAGCACAUGGGCAGGAAAAAUAGAUCAAAAUGACGAGCAGCCGAUCAAAGUGCCUGCCAAUCCCCCAGGGAGGGAGCAGGCAGGGGAGAUGAAGUUUCAGCCCCACCCUCCCAGAGAGCCAUCAACAGAGAGAGUCAGGAGGAAGGUCCGCAUCAAGAGUGGAGGCAAAGAAAGAACCUCUGCUGCUCAUUCAGGUGACACCAAUCAGUCAAACACUUUAUCACCUGUGCCACCAGGGGGCAAUCUGUCUCCUAUCAACUCCCAAGAAGGUCCCAAGGCCAAACCAAGGUCGCCAAAGAUUUACACCUCCCUCUCACCACGUGAAGUCAGAGGGAUUGAAAAAGAGAAAAGUCCCAGCUUGAAGUCGACAGCAGUGCAGUCACCCAGAGAGUGGAUAGAGGAGGACAUCAAGCUACACGAGUCUCAAAGCGACAUGAGGAAAAGUCGCCAGCUAGAAAAAAAUAAGAACAAGAAGGAAACAGGAGUGGGUCCCCGGCUGUCGGAUGAUUAUGAAGAUAUGUCACCCAGACACCAGGGGGAGUUACAAGAUCAAGACGAGUCCCUAACUGAUGUUAUUGCAGCAUUGAGAGGCACAGAACUGAGGAAUACACGUUUCAAUGAUGUUGAUAACGAUAACGAUGAGGAUGAUGGUAUUGUUGCAGAGUAUGAAGACUCCGAUGAGGAACCGGUUGGUCCCCCUCAGAAGGUGAAGACGCAUCAUUCUCGUGCCUUGAAGGAAGAUGGUGUGUACCUAUUUACCUCUCCACCAAAGUCUGCUCCUAGCAGGUCCCCAACUUUAGAAGAAGAGAGCAGGGUUCACAAAAAUGACACCAGGAAAUCCUCAGCCAAGAGGAGCCUUGAAGGCCAUUACCCAACAAAGAGAGGAGCUGGCCCCGAUGAUGCCUUUAUAUUAGACAGCAGUAGUGAUGAUGACAAUGAUAAUAAGGAUGAGGAUCAUGACAUAAAGAGGCUAGGUUCACCAAGGGACAGUGAGGUAGUAGAGACUAGUCAUGAGAAUAGGACUAAAUUAAGGAGUAGUAAAAGUAGGGAUUUUAAAACAUCAAAAUACAAGGCUAAAGGGGAUAUAAUUGAAGAAACUGGAUAUGAUGAUGAUGAUGGUGUCCAAAGGACUGUGGGAUCAGAGAGUGAGGUGGUGAACUUGGACAGACUUUCACUAGAAAAAUCACAAAUCAAAACCAGAAAUUCAACCACUAAUAAUAUCGACGAAAAAAUUGCUCAAAAGUCUAAACCAGUUCCACCUCCCAUUGGAGCUGGCAAGACGCCAAGAAUGACAGCUCCGAGAAUUCACAGCCCGCGGAUCUCCAAUGAGGAGCCACGCCCAUCUAGUUCCAAAAGGUCACAGGGGUCAAAUUCGUCCAAUGACAGUGGACAAACCCUCCAGGCAUCACAUAAUAUGGAUUUAUUAAAGACGAACGGGAGCAGUGCCAGCGGGGGAUCUGUUAGCCCACGGGGGAGUUAUUCCAGAUGCAGUAUUAGUAAGAAGUCACUGCGGGAGAUUUCUAAAGAUGAUGCAAGAUUGUCACAGAACAAACAGUAUGACUUCACCAAGUAUCAGAUGGCAGAUCUCUCUGAGUCAUUUGAGGCCCGGAUGCUGGCUAGUCUCAAACGAGAGGCAGAAGAGGAAAUGGAGGAGGGGGGAGGACAAUAUGAGGGAGGUAGCCAGAACAGCCAACAGCAGAAAAAUUCAUCCAAUCAGGGGAUAGAUAAACAUUUGUAUGGGGAUGAUGACCUGAGCAGCUCAAGUGAUGAUACAUCUUUUAGUACAUUUAGAGGAACGGCUCCAGCUCUCCAAUCUCAUCACUACCAAGAUGAGAUGCAUCUGCCGACAUCAAGGAUGAGUGAAGAUCCUCUAGCCAUGUCUAACCCCAGGGAUUGGACAGGUGCCUUCAGCCCUCCUAUAGUCUUACCGUCAGAGAUGAAGCAUGACCCAGAUCCCAGUGAGCUGUCCCCAGGGAAACUAGAACCCAGAGGAUCCCCCAGGAAAGGGGACAAGAAAAGUAUUUCAAGAUCUCCAGAUGGAAGGCGGGGCAGGCUACCCAGUAAGACAGAUGAAGACAUUGGCCAUGAGGAAGAUGAGCUGGACCUGCUCUAUGACCCCUGCCUUAACUGUUAUUUUGACCCAAAGACCUGCAAAUACUACGAGCUAGUAUGAUGUUGAAUAACUUGAAAACAUCUGUUGAAAUUGGCAAUGUUUGUGAUCUGGUAACUUGACUCCCUCUGUGACAGUCGUGUUUUUUGUGCAAGAUAGUUCUUUGCUUAUCCUGAGUUUCUGAGUUGCUCCUCUGUGAUAAACAUGCAAUUUACUGGAAACUGUAGAAGAACGCUAAUAGCUAUAUAUUUAUACUCAAAAUUUGUUACCUUUUAGUUGAUUGUGAUUGAUAUUGGUAUACCUUGGCCGUGAAAGAAAAAGUGAUGAAAAUUCUAGGUAAUUCUUUUGUUAAGGUCAAAUUUGUUGAGGUCAGUUGCCUGUUGUUUACAUACAUCAGUAAAUUUUAGAUAUUUAAAAGGAUUUUUUAUAAAUUGCUUACUAAAGUUCCUGUUUAUGGAAGGACAUGUACUAGACAGAAACGGGAGCCCAGAGUGUGAUAAGAUCAGUUUGUGAUACUGUGCAGCUGUUAUGUAUUGUUAUAUGAAUUGAUUAGUGAUAAAAGUUUGCGAUGGACUCUGUUCAGCCAUAUCUUGCUACCUUAUACUUUCAUACUGUGAAUUAUAAUAACAAUGAUUCAUUAUUAUUAUUAUUAUUAUUAUUAUUAUUAUUAUUAUUAAAGCAGUGCCUUGCUUACUUCAUAGGACCUACCCCAAUCUGCUGUUAGAAACUUGCUAUAAGAGUGUCUCUUUCAGUCUCAGUGUUAUUGUACUCUAUACCACUGGCCAGCUGGAUGAUGUCAUCAUUAUUCAUUUUUUAUUAAUUAAUUUAUUAUUAUUAUUGUUAUUUGAAAAAUUAGUUGUACAAAAAUUCCAGAGAAAUGUGAGAAAAUUCUCACUUGUCGAGGUUAGUGUUGUGGAGACUUAACAGCAGUGACUCUGAGGACCUUUCUAGUGAUGAGAUAAUGAUGAGAUAGUUAAAAAACGCUCAAGCCUGACGUAUAUUUGUAACACGACAGCAUAUUGCUGCAGCAUUUGUGUUGUGUUUUGGAUAAAUUAUCAGUCUUUGCAAGAAAAUUUUGCAAAAUUUGUUUGUGACUUAUGCAGUAUUAUUAGUAAAAAUCCAAUAUUAGUCCUUGUCUGGUCAGCGACCGCUAACAAGUUUGUUAUUCCUAUCAAACGGCAGCAAUAAACGGCUUGUAAGUUC
Messenger RNA from Lingula anatina, 4757 nucleotides. RefSeq names its product protein CFAP20DC. NCBI's taxonomy places the organism in Eukaryota, Metazoa, Brachiopoda, Lingulata, Lingulida, Lingulidae. The record is from RefSeq and is a predicted model, not a curated record.